Molecule: messenger RNA, 1191 nt
Organism: Porites evermanni
Lineage: Eukaryota; Metazoa; Cnidaria; Anthozoa; Scleractinia; Poritidae
Source: the annotation of a GenBank genome assembly
AUGGCAUACAGGAUAGGAAAUGAUGAAAAAGAUCAAGGACAAUUGGCACCAGAUUCCAAACCAAGCGUGAAGAAAUAUCGUACGAGGUUUUCACCCAAGCAGAAACUUGAGCUGGAGAAUGCGUUCUACCGCACUCCAUAUCCAUCAGCGACACUGAGGGCUCAGUUAGCCAACAGUCUCGGAGUCACGCCCAGCGUGGUGAUGGUAAGGAAAUUGUUGUCUGGUAUGUACAUGACCAGGAGGCGAUUAAGUAAUCGGCUCCUGAAAUGACCUAAUUGAAAAUCCUGGGAUUUUGUGAACGAUGGAGUGCAGCUAAGGGAGGGUCGUACCAUUCCUAAGUCUAUUUUCUUUUCUUUUUUCACACUCUUUUUGAUGCCUCAAGACCCAGGGACAGCAAAUUGGGAUGGGAUAUUUACGGGAGAAAUAUGGGCGAAAAUAUCAAAUGACAUAAUGCUGGAAAAACUCUUGGGGGUUUUACACUUACCAAAGCACUUGAAUUGUCGAUCCGCUUCUGAUUGGUCAGGAAACGCUCAGAUACUUACUAGUUAACUCUUUACAGUGCUGUCUUUAAGUGCCAAAAGGGACUAACAGAAAAGGUAGUGAGAAUAAAUGAUCACUUAAAGGAAGAUACUUUGAUCUUUUAUCAACGCUUGGCUAGUUCUUCAAGUAAAGGAGAUCAGUCUAGAGAAUUUGUAUCGAUAGAAUGAGUGCCCAGGGGUUCUAUUUUAAGAGAAAAUUUGCCUGCAGCGAUUUCGUCCGUCAAGAUUUCGCCCUAACUAGUUGCCCCUACGUCUACGGGGAUGCAAUUUCCCUGGUAGAAUGUUGGUUGACUAACUUCGCUGUAGUACUGUAGUUGUAGAUUAAAGCUAAACUGUUUACAAAGCAUUUUAAUGUUAUUUAGUUUUCGGUGCAUUUUCCUUUCUUUUUUAGAACUGGUUCAAGAAACGGAGAUACAGGUGGCGACAAAAAUCCCCAAACCUUGGGAUGCCUGUGCCAUGCUCUUGCGUAUUACCACCAUUUCAAAGCCAAACUCAAAACAGACCAAGCCAACCUACGUAUACCCAGGGGACCGUUUUUGGCUACCACGGGACCGUGGACCCUCAUGGGUUUCAACAGGCACUUGUCGACAAUCAGCAAAGAGAAAUUGAAGUGGGAAAUAUUUCCCAAAGGGUAAUCCAGUUUAAUCCUUAA